Messenger RNA from Hyaloscypha bicolor E, 1627 nucleotides. RefSeq lists its product as uncharacterized. The coding region runs from base 263 to 1327 and encodes 354 amino acids. Lineage: Eukaryota; Fungi; Ascomycota; Leotiomycetes; Helotiales; Hyaloscyphaceae. The record is from RefSeq and is a predicted model, not a curated record. The transcript has 4 exons.
AAGUCUUGUUAUUCAGCUAUCAAUAACCUUUAGAAGUAUUUAAGCUCAUGUAUUUGAGGAUAUUCUCGGAUGGUGAGGUCUUGAAGUCCACAGAGGGGCUAGGAGAGCUCUGCGCGUUUCCCAGCAAGCUCAACGGGCCAACCCACGUGACCUGCUCACACUCACUGCUUUUGGGGAUCAAUCUGGGUCUUGAAGAGCCAUAAUCUACUACUUGGAUAAUUGUGGUAUCCAGUGGUGAAUCAGCUUCCGAAGGCCUUCAAUCAUGGAUCUUCCCAGUCUCCGCAAAAAACCAACCUACGCCGUUCUUCUGAGUGCUCUACAAGCUCUAGAAGUUAAACCAAACUCAUGGAAUAAAUCCACUGCUGCUGAAUCAUCCUUGGUCAGCGACGAGGCUGUCGUCCAGCGAUUCUUGAUGUCCAUCAUUGCAAGCGAUUUGGAAUGGAUUCCUGAAUCGACUGAUAUUGGCGGAGAAUUUUUGACAGCGUUGGAGCAAAAAGAACUACUGGUUGAUCUGGCAAGCAGGCGAGUUGCUGAACGUUGCGGACGAUCUGCAAUGCCUGAGAUGACCAGGACUUGGGUUAUACCGGCAUCCUCCAAUUUACCUGAAAUCAAAUUUGAUAUCCGGGAACCACCUCUCACAGGAGAUAAUCUUGGUCUCAAAACGUGGGGAACAUCAUAUGUCAUCGCUAAGAAACUCGAGAACUUCGGCAUACAGUACCUCGACCAUUUUUUUACCAAGUCGAUCGUGUCGAGAUCCGGUACUAGCAAGAGAUCACUGCAAUCCGGCGCCAAAGUUUUGGAGUUAGGAGCUGGUACCGGACUUGUUGGAAUUGCAGCGGGAGCUGUUUGGGGCGCAGAGGUAUUCUUGACAGAUCUCCUGGACAUUGCGGACAACCUACUGUUUAAUGUUGAAAAGAAUGCCCCAACAGUGGGCGAGUUCGGUGGACAUAUAUCCUGCGGUGUUCUGGACUGGAGGGAACCUAAUCAAGCUCUAGAGAUUGUGCCUGUCAAGAAGUUUAGUAUUCUUCUGGCUGCUGAUCCACUUUACGACGACGACCAUCCUGCACUCCUCGCGAACGUUGUAGAGAAGUUCCUUCAAGAUGAUGAGGGAUCUAGAGCCCUCAUAGCAAUUCCUAUCCGGGACAAUGCUACGAGAGCCCUAUCUGAGAAACUUUCAAAUCUCAUGGCUGAGAAUGGCUUCUUGGUAGAUUGUUCAGGAGAGGAAAUAUGCCAGGACGAUUGGGAGGCUUCUAAUGGACCCGAAGUCAAAUUGCUGUGGACGUUCUGGAAACGAACUAUCAUCUCGAAGUCAACUACCGAAAACUGAAACACUGACCACCCUCCUAUUCCUCGCUUGCCAAUUCCAUGAUUCUCAGGGUGGAAAUUCGCAGUUUCCCACCCGUCCCUGAUGCAGAACAUGUCAGUCCAACACCUCGAACCCACAAUUUUGCAUGUUGUCGGUUCAAUGUACAAGUUCAUUGCCGUACAUUCACCGCAGCGCUCUCAGACGCCACCUGGUUAAGUCCGUUCUGCAUGUGCUCGUAAACCAUUUCCCUUGACCACCACCUCAAAAUGUUCUUGAGCACCUAGAACGCCGCGAUGUACUCCUUCGGAGCGUAACAUUUCG